CAAGAUACUACUGCAACAUAGAAAGUAUUGCAGUUCAGUGUGAGGUCUUGGACCAAAAGGACAAUUGGAUGCAUAUACAAUAAAGGAACUGUUAGCCUGUUUCCCCAAUGGGUUCUACUGGAAAUAAACUGACCUGGACGGUCUCUGUGUACCUUUUUUCAAUAUGCCUAAUUUUAACAUCAUAUUCCGUUUUUGGGUCAGGCUUUAGUGACAGUCCAACAGUUGAUGAGAAGUCCUUUCAGGUGAGUUGGAUGACAUCUGUACCUGAUGCCACACUCCUCUCUGCCAUUUCAAUACCAGGAACUCACGAAAGUCUAACUCGUUAUGGUGGGCCACUCAUACAAUGUCAAACUUUAUCCAUGGAAAAACAACUGAAAGCAGGUCUGCGAUACUUCGAUAUUCAUGUGGGGAGCUGGAUUAAAAUCCAGCAAACUGUGGAUGUCAGGGAUGGUCACAUAAAACACCAAAAGUUCCGCGAUGCCUUGGAAACCACAAGAGCCUUCUUGGAUGAAAAUAGCAGUGAGACAGUGCUUUUUAGGGUCACUAUAGAAGGCUUCUUUCAGAAGACAACUGGUAAAUUGGUUAAGAAAUUGCUUGAAGAAUUUAAAGAUAAAUUAUGGACAAAAACAAUAGUCCCCCAGAUUGGGGAGGUAAGAGGGAAGAUUGUGUUCAUACAGAGCAAUAAUUUCAAUGUCGGAACUCUUAACCACAAUACAUAUUUUAAAGGUGAUAAUAAGUUCAAAAACAUACCUAACAAGAUGAAAAAGAUUAAAAAACAUUUGGAGGAAGCAGGGGAAAUCUGUUCACACACUUUAGUACUGACCGAAUCAACAGCCAGUGCUUUUUUCAAAGGCCCUAAAUCGGUAGCCAAAGAGGUAAACAACCAGCUGAAUACUCUCAUCAUGGAGCGCAAAAAAGGAUCUGAAAAACCUGCCUGCCUAGGAGUGGUCAGUAUGGACUUCCCCAGUUCUGAACUGAUCAGGAAUAUUAUUGAUACAAAGCCUUGCUUGUGCCACAGGACAGAAAAUAAAGACUCUUUAGAGCCCGCAGAGCCUGAACUGGAACCUCAACCAGAACCGGGACCCGAACCUGAGCCUCAACCCCAACCUGAACCUGAACCUGAACCUGAACCCCAACCUGAACCCCAACCGGAACCAGAACCAGAACCUCAACCUGAACCUGACCCCGAACCUCAACCCGAACCGGAACCGGGACCUGAACCGGAACCUGAACCUGAACCUGACCCCGAACCUCAACCCCAACCUGAACCCCAACCUGAACCUGAACCUGAACCUGAACCCCAACCUGAACCCCAACCUGAACCCCAACCAGAACCAGAACCUCAACCUGAACCUGACCCCGAACCUCAACCCGAACCGGAACCGGGACCUGAACCGGAACCUGAACCUGACCCCGAACCUCAACCCCAACCUGAACCCCAACCUGAACCUGAACCUGAACCCCAACCUGAACCCCAACCUGAACCCCAACCAGAACCAGAACCAGAACCUCAACCUGAACCUGACCCCGAACCUCAACCCGAACCGGAACCGGGACCUGAACCGGAACCUGACCCCGAACCUCAACCCCAACCUGAACCCCAACCUGAACCUGAACCUGAACCCCAACCUGAACCCCAACCUGAACCCCAACCAGAACCAGAACCAGAACCUCAACCUGAACCUGACCCCGAACCUCAACCCGAACCGGAACCGGGACCUGAACCGGAACCUGAACCUGACCCCGAACCUCAACCCCAACCUGAACCCCAACCUGAACCUGAACCUGAACCUGAACCUGAACCCCAACCUGAACCCCAACCUGAACCCCAACCAGAACCAGAACCAGAACCUCAACCUGAACCUGACCCCGAACCUCAACCCGAACCGGAACCGGGACCUGAACCGGAACCUGAACCUGACCCCGAACCUCAACCCCAACCUGAACCCCAACCUGAACCUGAACCUGAACCUGAACCCCAACCUGAACCCCAACCUGAACCCCAACCAGAACCAGAACCUCAACCUGAACCUGACCCCGAACCUCAACCCGAACCGGAACCGGGACCUGAACCGGAACCUGAACCAGAACCGGGACCUGAACCUCAACCAGAACCAGACCCUGAACCGGUACUUGAACCAGAACCAGAACCGGGACCUGAACCGGAACCUCAACCCACUCUAGUAGAACCUGCACCUCCAGCAAAACCAAAAAAGAAGCCUUGUCAUAAAAAGCAUAACAAAAUAAAAUGAAAGUUCUUAAUCAAGAAGCAAAUUUUGAAUAAGACAUGUUUUAGUUGUAUAUGUACAAAUAAAACUACAUA
Molecule: messenger RNA, 2323 nt
Organism: Hypomesus transpacificus
Lineage: Eukaryota; Metazoa; Chordata; Actinopteri; Osmeriformes; Osmeridae
Product: vegetative cell wall protein gp1-like
Exons: 3
Coding region: 108-2252 (714 amino acids)
Biological process (GO): lipid metabolic process
Molecular function (GO): phosphoric diester hydrolase activity
Source: RefSeq, a predicted model, not a curated record